Gasterosteus aculeatus aculeatus (three-spined stickleback) is the source of this 4017-nucleotide messenger RNA. NCBI's taxonomy places the organism in Eukaryota, Metazoa, Chordata, Actinopteri, Perciformes, Gasterosteidae. The record is from RefSeq and is a predicted model, not a curated record.
UUUUCGCGCAUGCGUGGUCUCGGUGCGAGUCACAGAGGCGCGAUGGCUGCGGACAGUGCCGUGCUGCUGUCUCUGGUGGAGGAAUUUGUCUCUGGACUGCAGGACAGCAAAGCCAACGAUGCGGCAACAUGUGUCAAAGAUGGACAGUUUACGAUACUGGAGCUGGUGGAGGCACUGGGACUGAGCCUCACCAGCUCGCAGCCUCACACCCGGGCCAGAGCGGUCCAGCUUCUCUCUCAAGUGCUACACGAUUGCCACGGGGCUCUCACGGAGAGAGAAGUGGAGGUGCUCCUCGCCUUCUAUGAGAACCGCCUCAAGGACCAUUAUGUCAUCACGCCGCCGGUUCUACAUGGGCUCAGAGCGCUGACCAAAUGCACAGUGUUGCCCCCUGGCUCAGCUGUGUCCAUGCUGAGGUCUUUGUUCCAGGAUGUUCAUGUUCAGUCGUUGAUGCUGGGCGAGAGAGCGUGCGUCUACAACAUGCUCAUCAACCUCAUGGCCACCAGAGAAGCCGAACUCAAGGGUUUGGGCGCAGACUUUGUGUUUGGUUUUGUCCAGUCGAUGGACGGAGAGCGAGACCCUCGCAACCUGCUGCUGGCCUUCCAGAUCGCCAGGACCAUCGUCCUCCGAGGUUAUGAUCUCGGUAAAUUCACAGAGGAGCUGUUCGAAGUGACGUCCUGCUACUUCCCCAUCGACUUCAGCCCCGUAAGUCCCUGUUUACUCUGCUUAGUUUUGUGUGGGUGGAGGGGUUCUUUUCUUGCCACACUGGACAUUUCUCAGGUCGCCGGUGUGUCAAAAUAUGAACAUAAGGACGUGGCGGAGUUCCUCGAGGGACUGUGGGCCUCACUGCGGAGAGAGGUGUUCCAGACAGCGAGCGAGAAGAUCGAGGCGGCUGGCCUCGCCGCUCUCACCGCACUCACUUCCUGCCUGUCUCGCUCAGUCCUCAACUCUGACUCCGAGGACUCCCUCAGCACCUUCCUGCAGCUGGUUCUCACAGACUGCAAACAUCACCUGUGCGAGCCGGACCUGAAGCUGGUGUGGCCCAGCGCCAAGCUGCUGCAGGCCGCCUGCGCCGCCUCCAGCAGGGCGAGCCACACGGUCGCCGACGCCGUGAUGCCCGCCCUCAUCGAGCAGUACAACGGCAGAGCACAGUGCUCCCAGAGACGGACUCUGCUCGAGGUGGUGCAGCGAUUCCUUCAGUCAGUGAAAACCUGCGAGAGCGAAGAGAGCGUGUUUUCAGCCUUCCGUCCCGCUCUGUGCACCGUGGUGUUUUCAGCGCUGACGGAGACUAAUUCCAGCCUGCAGAUCACCGCCGCCUCCGUCCUCACCUCGCUGGCGCGGCACAGCGAUCUGCUGUUGGACUCUGACAUCGAGCUGGCUGUGGAUCACCUGACCCGACUGCUGCUGACAGAGGAGGAUGAGCGAGUGAGUCUCGCUGUGGUCGAGUGCGCCGGAGCCUUAGCGGAGUUGCGCUCGGCGGCUUUCAUCACCAAUCUGAUCCCGAGACUAAAGAAGGAGCUGUUUUCUGAGCCCACGGAUCAAAAAGACAACAGCGAGGCUUCUGAGAAGCUUUCCCAUCAUGCAGUGCGCCAGCGCUGUUUGUCGGCUCUGGCCGCCGUGUCCACUCAACCCGGCGUUGUCCAGGAGAGCGCACCUGUCCUCCUGGAGGUCCUCGGCUCAGCGCACGCGGGUGGCGUUGUCUUCUCCGUGGAGGAGGUGGUGGCGGCGUGCGGUAGCCUCCGGAGAAUAGCCGAGCGGGUGCAGGACACCGAGGAGACGGGACGGUGCUUCCACGACGUCAUCAUCCCGCGCCUGCUGUCUCUGGCACUCCAGGCUGCACUGCAGGGCGGGGGGGGAUCGCCCGGUCGGCGUAGUCCUCUCCUGGAGGAGGUGGUCCUGGCCGCCAUGGUCCCCGUCAUCAGCACUUCCUGCUCCAGGCUGCAGCCCACGCUGGCGGGACAGACGGCAGCGAGGGCCGUGUCGCUCUUCCUGGACGGCGACGUCUCCUUUUUACCCGACAACUCGUUCCCUUCCAACCUGCAGCUGCUCAAGACGCAGCAGGGGGACUCGUGGAGCCAGUCUCAGAUGGUCUGCCUGCUCUUAGGAUGUGUGUGUUCGCUGCCUCGCACCGUGGAGGCGCCUCGGUUGGACGAGCUGAUGACCGAGCUGGAGGAGAUGAGCUGCGCCUGCAGCCACCCGCUGUCCUACACCUCGGCUGCAAAGUGCUUCGCUGGCCUGGCGAACAAGAGAGCAGCUGGCGAGUCUCUCGACGGCCUAAUUCAGAGGACCAUGAAGAGGGUGUGUAGUGAGCUGGACUGCCCGUCUUCCCCCGCGCGCACUCAGGCCUUCACCCUCAUGAUCUGGGUGGCCAAGGCUCUGCUCCUCCGAUACCACCCUCUGUACGCCACGCUGACCGACAAGCUCUUCUCGCUGCUCGACGACGCUGAUCUGGGUCCGGCGGCAGCAGACGCCUUCCUGCUGCUGAUGAGCGACACCGCCGACAUCCUCAACCGCGGUUGCCACGCCGAUGUUCGCAUCAUGUACCGCCAGCGCUUCUUCAGCGAGAACUCCGCCAAGUUGGUGCAGGGCUUCAACGCUGCGCCGCAAGAAAAGAAGCCCAACUACCUGAAGGCCCUGUCCAACAUUGUCAACAAACUGCCCAAGCAGGUUCAACUCACCGAGCUGCCGGCGCUGCUGUCUCUUCUGCUGGAGGCCUUGUUGUGUCCUGACCACGCCGUCCAGCUGUCCACCCUGUCCUGCCUGGAGCCCGUCCUGAUGGAGCCCCCCCCGGCCCUCAUCCAGCAGCUGGAGGCUCUGGUCGGCAGGCUGCUGGCCCUCACCGCCAGUGCCGUCAUGAGCGUGCGGAUCGCCUCGUUGCGUUGCAUCCAUUCCAUUUCCUGCUUCCCCGCGCACGAGGUGUUGCCUUUUCGGGCCCGAGUGCUGCGCGCUCUGUCCCGGCCUCUGGACGACCACAAGAGGCUGGUGAGGAGGGAGGCGGUUCGGGCGCGAGCCGAGUGGUUCCUGUUAGGAAGUCCUGGAGGAAGUUGAGGUUGGUCCUCGAGCACAAGCCAAGUCUCCCAUCCUCCCUCAACCUGGAAGAAUACAGAUGUGAGGGAAGUCAAACCCCUGGACCAGGUAGCGAGGAUCAAAGCUGCGCGAUCCACACAUCCUCCCCUCCCCAAACACACUCCCCUAACUCUGGAUCUAUCAACGAACCCUUCAUCGUCUCUUCAUCUUCUGUUUUUCUUCUGUCUAUAUGAACGCACAAAUGAGUCUUUGGACCGACUGCGAGUAUUGAAAAGAAUGUUUAAGAAGUUACACCUCCUGUUCGUUGUCGUCCGCAUCAGAAUGUGACUUUAAGUGCAUUUUAAAAGGUGGUAGCUUUCCUACUCUGUCAGAUCAGCAGCUAAAACACGGUCAUCCGCUGCUCGCCGUCAACAACCAGAAAAUGUAUAAUUCACUUUUUGCACGAUUUUUUAAAAUCUUCCCAAACUUGGACGGCUCCAAUAAGAGAGCUCAGCGCUAUAAUUUGAAGGUGUGAACUCCGAGGAAAAGGGCAAACAGCGUACACACAUUGGAUGGUGAUGUCACGGACUGUGGGGGCAACGUUUUCUUACUUUUAUUUCUUUUGAACUAUUUCGGUGGAACCAUCAAAGUUCCUCCACACAGUGCAUAUACAGAUGUGGACUUUAGUGGCAGUGAAGCCGGCGUUUAAUGUUCUCAUCCAGAUGAAUGUGUAGUUGAAGUAAUGUCUAAUAAUAACAGCUGGGGGUGUUACAUUCAUUUCACUGUGGUUUGCCACUUUGUUGAGAUCUGGGAAAAUGUGCCAAUUGCCUGCUGGCUCACAGCGUGGCCUGAGUCACUGAAUCACACCUCCACUGGGAUCAUUUUAAGAUGGAUUUUACAGGUCAAUGUAGGGAAAGGUUAGAAGUGAGGUAGGCUGACUUUGGACCUCAACUUAUGCCAAGGAAAUAUAGUAUUUAAAAUGUCAUUAAAACCUUUCUUUGUAAUUAUUCAAAA